This is a messenger RNA of Nicotiana tabacum (common tobacco), 1566 nucleotides long. RefSeq names its product glucan endo-1,3-beta-glucosidase, acidic-like. Gene Ontology annotation, biological process: carbohydrate metabolic process. The record is from RefSeq and is a predicted model, not a curated record. Gene Ontology annotation, molecular function: hydrolase activity, hydrolyzing O-glycosyl compounds; DNA binding; protein heterodimerization activity. Lineage: Eukaryota; Viridiplantae; Streptophyta; Magnoliopsida; Solanales; Solanaceae. Gene Ontology annotation, cellular component: nucleosome.
AUGGCUAUACUUCUGCUUGUUGCACUGUUGCCAAAUCUUCUAAUAUUAGGAGUGCAGUCAAUUGGAGUAUGCUAUGGGAGAAAUGGCAACAAUUUACCAUCUCCUCAAGAUGUCAUAAAUCUUUAUAAAGAUAAUGGCAUAACAAACUUGAGAAUUUAUGAUCCAAAUCCUGAAGUACUCAAUGCUCUUAGAGGUAGUAACGUUGAAAUAAUUCUUGACAUUCCCAAUUACAAUCUUCAAGCCUUAACAGAUCCAAAUGCAGCUACAAAUUGGGUACAUACCGAUAUUAUUAACUAUUUUCCAAGUGUUAAAAUCAAAUAUAUAGCUGCUGGAAAUGAAGUUUCUCCAGGAUUUCCUCAAACAGCUCAAUUUGCUCCUUUUAUUCUCCCUGCUAUGCAUAAUGUACAACGAGCAUUAGCAGCUUAUGGGGUACAAAACCAAAUCAAGGUCUCAACGGUCAUGUAUUCGGGUAUUUUAACGAAUACCUACCCUCCUUGGAACGCGAUUUUUCGCGAUGACCUAAAGGGUUUCAUCGUCCCGAUAGUGCAAUUCCUGGCACAGAAUGACUCUCCGUUGUUAGCGAAUAUUUACCCUUACUUCGCGUAUCGAGGUGACCCGGCCCAUGUUGCACUCCCUUAUGCACUAUUUACCCAACCGGGAGCGGAUCCCGGGUCGGGUUAUCAUAACUUGUUUGAUGCUAUGUUGGAUGCACAAUAUUAUGCACUUGAGAAAGCCGAUGGAAAUAACAUAGAAAUUGUUGUUGCUGAAAGUGGAUGGCCUUCUGAUGGUGGAUUUGGAGCAAGUAUGGAAAAUGCUAGAACUUAUUAUAUAAAUUUGAAUAAUCAUGUGAAAUUAGGAGGAGGAACUCCACAUAAGCCUGGAAAAGUUAUAGAAACUUAUUUGUUCGCUAUGUUUGAUGAAAAUUUGAAGGAAGGAGAUGAGACUGAGAAACAUUAUGGAGUGUUUUAUCCUAAUAAAGCUAAGAAGUAUAAUAUUAACUUCCAUUUUUUAAUCAUAUACAUAGUUUAUACAUUGAUUAAACAUAAUUAUACACAUAUAAUACAUAAAUUAUGGAUUUGGGUGCCGGCAGUUCCUGCAUGGGAGAAGGAAUUUUGUUUAAAGAAUGGUGAAUUCACAUGGGAAAAUUUCUUGGAAUGCAAGAGAUAUACAUAUCACUUUUCAAAAAUAUUGGAAUGGAAUGAUUCAGCUGCCGAAGAAGCAUUUAAUUAUGCAAAAAAUAGAUUUAAUGCUGAGUUUCAUAACUUGAAAUUUAUUGAUACUAAUUUUGAGCCAAACCCUAAUCUCUACAUUGAUGAAAUUGAUUGGAAUAAUUCAGAAAAUGAUUCUCAGCUUUUAUUGGAAUUGGAAUUGGCAUUGAAAGCUGCAGAAGAAGAAGAAGAUGAUGGAAUUAAUAUUCCAAAGCAUUUGAGGAGAAAUUAUGAUAUGCCAAUUGAGAAAAUUAUACCAACUGGUUGGAAUGUUGUUGAUUUUGUUGAAUGUAAUGUUUUGACUGGUCUUAUUGUGGGUGAUCAUAGCAGUUGCGGUGAAGGUAGCGAAGUCAUGUGA